AUGGUCAGAUACGCUGCUACUCCAGCCAACCAAGCUAAGGCCGCCAAGUCCAGAGGUUCCUAUCUCCGUGUUCACUUCAAGAACACCCACGAAGUUGCUGUCGCUAUCCAAGGCAUGAAGUUGAGCAAGGCUUAUGCUUACCUCAACAAUGUCAAGGAACACAAGCAAUGUAUUCCUUUCCGUAGAUUCAACGGUGGUGUCGGUCGUACUGCUCAAGCCAAGGAAUUUGGUGCUACUCAAGGUCGUUGGCCCGUCAAGUCUGUCAAGUUCAUUCUUGAUCUCUUGAAGAACGCCGAAAGCAACGCUGAGGCCAAGGGUUUGAACGUUGAAGAACUCUUCAUCUCCAGCGUCAUUGUCAACCAAGCUCCCAAGCACCGUCGUCGUACCUACCGUGCUCACGGUAGAAUCAACCCCUUCAUGUCUUCUCCUUCCCACAUUGAAGUCAUUCUUACUGAAAAGGAAGAAGCUGUUCCUCGUGCUACUGACAAGAAGGUUGUCAAGCUCAAUGCUCGUCAAUUAGCUCGUAAUGCCCGUCUCUUGGCUGGAAAGACUCGUCCUGUUAAAGCUUAA
Molecule: messenger RNA, 570 nt
Organism: Rhizopus microsporus ATCC 52813
Lineage: Eukaryota; Fungi; Mucoromycota; Mucoromycetes; Mucorales; Rhizopodaceae
Product: ribosomal protein L22
Exons: 4
Coding region: 1-570 (189 amino acids)
Biological process (GO): cytoplasmic translation
Cellular component (GO): cytosolic large ribosomal subunit; ribosome
Molecular function (GO): structural constituent of ribosome
Source: RefSeq, a predicted model, not a curated record